AUGGCUUCAUCGUCUCAGUUCAAACAGUUGGAAAAACUGGGAAAUGGUACCUAUGCUACCGUAUAUAAGGGAUUGAACAAGACGACAGGCGUGUAUGUGGCGCUGAAGGAGGUGAAACUCGACUCCGAGGAAGGGACGCCUUCUACAGCAAUUAGGGAAAUUUCGUUGAUGAAAGAGCUCAGACAUGAUAAUAUCGUAAGACUUUACGACGUCAUACACACCGAGAACAAGCUAACGCUUGUUUUCGAGUUCAUGGACAAUGACUUGAAAAAAUACAUGGACUCCAGGACCGUGGGAAAUGCGCCACAGGGGUUAGAGACGAAUUUGGUCAAGUACUUCGAAUGGCAGCUGUUACGUGGUGUUGCAUUCUGUCACGAGAAUCGAAUCUUGCACCGGGAUCUCAAACCCCAGAACCUACUGAUAAACAACAAAGGACAGCUCAAAUUGGGCGAUUUUGGUCUUGCGCGUGCGUAUGGAAUCCCUGUAAACACGUUUUCGAGCGAAGUCGUGACUCUUUGGUAUCGCGCGCCGGACGUGCUAAUGGGGUCUCGGACGUAUUCGACCUCGAUCGACAUAUGGUCGUGCGGGUGUAUUUUGGCAGAGAUGAUCACGGGGAAACCGCUUUUCCCCGGUUCGAACGACGAAGAGCAAUUGAACAUGAUAUUUGAGACGAUGGGUACGCCCACGGAACGCACGUGGCCCGGGGUCUCGACGUUACCUAAAUAUAAUGCGCAAUUCAAACAACAUCUACCUAAGGAUUUGAGGGCCAUUUUGCAAAGUCAAACGCAAGGCACGAUCGAUCCCGUGGUGAUGGACCUCCUCUACGCGCUCUUACAACUUAAUCCUGAUUCAAGAAUCACUGCUGGCCAAGCGCUGAAUCACUCCUGGUUUGCGGAGUAUUAUCAAUAA
Messenger RNA from Lachancea mirantina, 909 nucleotides. The record is from the annotation of a GenBank genome assembly. Lineage: Eukaryota; Fungi; Ascomycota; Saccharomycetes; Saccharomycetales; Saccharomycetaceae.